Molecule: messenger RNA, 954 nt
Organism: Phytomonas sp. EM1
Lineage: Eukaryota; Euglenozoa; Kinetoplastea; Trypanosomatida; Trypanosomatidae
Source: the annotation of a GenBank genome assembly
AUGCUUUCGGAGCCCACUAAUAAUCCGGUCUUGGACAACUUGGCAUCUGUGUGUGCCGGGGGUCUUGCUGGCCUGUGUUCUACCAUCAUCACAAACCCUUUAGACACUAUUCGUGUAAGACUCUCAGCCGGCAGUUCUGCUACCGGAAAAUCCCAUAAAAGCCUCAUCAAGACAACUAGAGAGCUUUUCCAGGGUGGUCUUGUGCAUGCAUUUAGUCGUGGUCUGGGUGCUAAUAUCAUGGCUUCCAUGCCAUCUAAUGCCGUCUAUCUACCAACCUAUCACUUUUUAAAGCGGAAGAUGUGUGAAUAUGGCGUGAAUGAUGAGAUUCGACCCAUGAUAUGCGCCUGCGGCUCCGUGAUGGUUACCAAUUACACACUCGCUCCCCUUUUUUUAGUGCGUACUCGCGUCCAAGUUGACUCCAGGAUUUCUAUUCGCGAAGUUUUCCUAGACGUGAUUCACCGAGAGGGUAUGAAGGGUUUCUACCGUGGCACACUCACAAAUGUGUUGGGUCGUUUUGUUGAGGAGAGUGUUUUUUGGACUGUCUACGAACUUUUGAAGCGUAUCACAAACGAAGGGACUUUUACGGGACGCAAUUUUAUUUGGGCUUCUGCGGCUAUGCUGUCAUUAACUGUGGUGGGUAAACUUGCAGCGACUUGCGUUGCUUAUCCAUAUAAUGUCAUCAUGAAUCAUAUGCGCACGGUCAACAAGCUCACUGGCAAGCAUGACUACGUCCACGUUGGUGCCACCAUCCGGCACGUAUAUCAUCAAGAUGGCUUAGUGGGCUUCUACAAGGGCCUCUCUCCACAGUUAAUGCGUAAUCUUAUUAGUAAGGCAACGCAAAUAUACUCGUUUGAGCUACUGAUGUUUGCUUAUGCAGGAAUGCGAACAAAGAGUCACCACCUCACCAUUGACAAGCUAAUUGUGCCACAGCCUCCUGCCCCGUUGGAAGAUUAA